AUGUUUAUCGAUCUAUCUAUCUAUUUCAAUCUGUUAAUUUUCUACCCCUGUCAAUCUGUUCAUAUCUAUCUAUCUAUCUAUCUAUCUAUCUAUCUCAGUCAGUACAUGUCUAUCUAUCCCAAUCUAUAUCAGUAUGUCUCUGACACACGUGCGUCAGUGGAAUCGCCUCUGGGUAUGUAUUCGCGUGGCAUUUUUCUUCACUUCCUCAUAUUCUUUUUCUUCAUACAAAUGAUUAUGCCAUCGCCGAUGUUGGACGAACGUGUCCCUUCACCUGUCAUCAUUAGAAAAGUUGGGGAAAGGACCGUGGAUGGCGGCACGGGUGACGAUUUCCAGAUUUUCAAGAAUGCAGUAUUUUACUCGGUUCCUUAUCUUUCAAAUAACGAAGCUUUCUCUCUUUGUUUUAAUCUCUCUCUCCCCUCUCUCUCCCUCUCUCUCUCACUCACUCAGUCUCUCCCUCUCUCUCUCUCUCUCUCUCAGUCUCUCCCUCUCUCUCAGUCUCUCCCCAUCUCUCCCUCCCCUCUCUCUCAGUCCCCCCCUCUCUCUCAGUCUCUCCGACCCCUCUCUCCCUCCAUCUCUCUCUCUCUCCCAGUCUCUCCCUCCCUCUCUCUCUCUCAGUCUCUCCCCAUCUCUCCCUCCUCUCUCUCUCUCUCUCAGUCUCUCCUCUCUAAGUCUCUCCCCAUCUCUCCUCCUCUCUCUCUCAGUCUAUCCCCCUCUCUCUCUCAGUCUCUCCGCCCCCUCUCUCCCUCCCUCUCUCUCUCUCUCUCUCUCUCAGUCUCUCCUCUCUCUCUCUCUCAGUCUCUCCCCAUCUCUCCCCUCCCCUCUCUCUCUCUCUCUCAGUCUCUCCCUCUCUCUCUCUCAGUCUCUCCCCAUCUCUCCCUCCCUCUCUCUAUCAGUCUAUCCCCCCUCUCUCUCCCAGUCUCUCCGACCCCCUCUCUCCCUCCCUCUCUCUCUCUCUCAGUCUCUCCCUCUCUCUCUCUCUCUCAGUCUCUCCCCAUCUCUCCUCCCCUCUCUCUCUCAGUCUAUCCCCCUCUCUCUCCCCUCUCUCCCUCCCCUCUCUCUCAGUCUAUCCCCUCUCUCUUCCUCUCUUUCUCUCUCUCUCUCUCUCUCUCUCUCUCUCUAUAUAUAUAUAUAUAUAUAUACACGCACUUCGUACUCUUUCUCCAUUCUUCUCUCUCUGUCUAA
Acanthosepion pharaonis is the source of this 1182-nucleotide messenger RNA. The record is from the annotation of a GenBank genome assembly. NCBI's taxonomy places the organism in Eukaryota, Metazoa, Mollusca, Cephalopoda, Sepiida, Sepiidae.